This is a messenger RNA of Penicillium atrosanguineum, 2133 nucleotides long. Its product is annotated as transketolase family protein. Gene Ontology annotation, cellular component: cytosol. The record is from RefSeq and is a predicted model, not a curated record. Gene Ontology annotation, biological process: pentose-phosphate shunt. Lineage: Eukaryota; Fungi; Ascomycota; Eurotiomycetes; Eurotiales; Aspergillaceae. The transcript is spliced from 4 exons. The coding region runs from base 1 to 2133 and encodes 710 amino acids. Gene Ontology annotation, molecular function: transketolase activity.
AUGACUGUUACCAACGGUGUUCAUGUUCACAAGUCGGUGCCUUCAGCUCUGCCUUUGGUGCAGAAGCUGUCCAAGGACCAUGAUCUUGUUCUCAAGACAUUCCGUCUGUUGAUCGCAGAUCUCUGCCAGCAGUUUAGCGGUGGCCACCCUGGUGGUGCCGUUGGCAUGGCCGCGAUUGGUGUCUCUCUGUGGAAGUAUGUGAUGCGCUAUGCGCCGCACACUCCCGACUUCUUCAACCGGGAUCGCUUCGUUCUUUCCAACGGCCACACUUGUCUCUUCCAAUACAGCUUCUUACACUUGACCGGAUACAAAGCUAUGACCCUCGAGCAGCUCAAGUCCUACCACUCAGAUCGCGUGGAUGCACUUUGCCCUGGACACCCGGAGAUCGAGCAUGAGGGUAUUGAAGUCACCACAGGUCCCUUAGGCCAAGGUAUUGCGAACGCAGUUGGUCUCGCCAUGGCCACCAAGAACCUGGCUGCCACCUACAACCGCCCCGGUUAUGAUGUUGUUGACAAUCACACGUGGUGUAUGAUUGGUGACGCUUGCUUGCAAGAGGGCGUCGGCCUCGAGGCAAUCUCCCUUGCUGGUCACUUUCGCCUGAACAAUCUCACUGUCAUGUAUGACAACAACCAGAUUACCUGCGACGGGUCCGUCGAUCUUACAAACACGGAGGAUGUGAACGCCAAGAUGCGUGCCUGUGGCUGGAAUGUGAUCGACGUCGAAGAUGGUUGUUUCGACAUCGAGGGAAUCGUAAGCGCCUUGGAGCAGGCACGGGCGUCCAAAGACAAGCCUACUUUCAUCAAUGUCCGCACUGUCAUUGGCCUCGACAGCAGCGUCGCUGGCACUGCCGUCGCUCACGGCGCUGCAUAUGGUACCAGCAGUGUUGCCGAUAUUAAGACUCUCUAUGGCUUUGACCCGGAAGAUCACUUUGUCAUUGGUGACACCGCUCGUGAAUUUUUCAAGGGGCUACCAGCUCGCGGUCAGAAUUAUGUUCAGGAAUGGGAUCAGCUGGUGAACAACUACACGACCGAAUAUCCUGAGCUUGGGGCAGAGUUCCAAGCCCGUGUGCGAGGCGAGCUGCCUGCAGACUGGCAGAAGUACAUCCCGACGAACUUCCCCGAGAAGCCUACUGCCUCGCGUGCUUCAUCUGGUCUCGUCUUCAACCCUAUCGCGAAGGAGCUGAAGACCUUCAUGGUCGGCACGGCCGAUUUAUCUCCGUCGGUCAACAUGAUCUGGCCCGGCAAGGUAGAUUUCCAGCACCCCGACUUGCGCACUAACUGCAAGAUCGACGGCAACUACUCUGGCCGUUAUAUUCACUGGGGUGUUCGUGAGCACGCAAUGGCUGCUGUCUCCAACGGUCUUGCGGCCUAUGCCCCCAAUACCAUCAUCCCCGUCACAUCCUCUUUCUUCAUGUUCUACCUUUACGCCGCGCCAGCAGUCCGCAUGGGCGCCUUGCAACAUCUCCAGAUUAUUCAUGUCGCCACUCACGACUCCAUUGGCAUGGGUGAGGAUGGCCCUACCCAUCAGCCCAUUGAACUGGCUGCAUUGUAUCGUGCCAUGCCAAACCUGCUUUAUAUCCGUCCCGGCGACAGCGAAGAGACUGCCGGUGCUUGGAUCGCUGCUAUCAAUGCCAAGAAGACCCCAAGUAUUAUCUCGACUUCGCGCCAAGUCCUUCCCCAGCUUACGAACACUCGUCGUGAUGGUGUCGCACUCGGCGCCUACGUUCUUUCGGAGAAUGAAUCAGCUUCAGUAACCCUAAUCGGUGUUGGAGCCGAGCUUUCCUUUGCUUUGGAGGUAGCCGAGAAGCUGAAGACCGAGAAGGGUGUUACUGCUCGGGUUGUCAGCUUCCCCUGCCAGCGCCUGUUCGAGCAGCAGACACUCCAGUACAAGCGUGAUACUCUUCGUCGGCAUCAGGGUAUCUCCGCCGUGGUUAUUGAGCCGUAUGCGCCGAACGGCUGGGAGCGGUACGCGGAUGCGGGCAUUUCUGUGAAGCGUUUCGGUCACAGUCUGCCUGGCAAGGCGGCAUACAAGUUCUUUGGCUACGAUAUCGAGACAUUGACAGCUAAGGUUGCGGACUACUUAGAUCAAAUCAAAGGAGGCGAGCUCCUUCGCGGCGAAUUUGUUGAAUUGUGA